AUGUUCCUACAGGCCGAGCUUGAGAGCAUGAAAGUUGCCCUCGAGAAGCUCUCGGAGGCACCGGCAGACCAGCUCGAUGAGCAAGACAAGAUUUGGGCCAGGGAUGUACGAGAGCUGUCCUACGACAUCGAGGACAGCAUCGACACAUUUGUGGUGUGGGGCAAGGGGAAUGAGCAGGCCAAGGGCUUCAGGAAGUACAUUGAUAGGAGCCUCGAUUUGUUGACUCGGUUUCGGUUGCGCCGUAAGAUUGCUACUGAGAUAAGAGACAUCAAGAGGAGUGUCGUAGAGGUGAGCGAUCGGCGUGAGAGGUACAAGAUCGAUAGUGUUGUUGCUCAGCCUGUCAAGAUAAAUGUUGAUCCUCGUUUGUUGGCUCAGUACACAAAUGCAGCAGAGCUUGUUGGCAUUGAUGAGGUGAUCAAGAUUCUGGUGGAAAGGAAAGAAGCAUACAGGCAGCAAGACAAAAUAGUUUCCAUAGUUGGAUUUGGAGGCUUGGGAAAGACAACUCUUGCUAAUGCGAUUUACCAAAAGCUUAGGGCACAAUUUGAUUGCUCUGCUUUUGUUUCGGUGACUCAGAAUCCUGAAAUGGACAAAUUAUUCCAGGACUUAUUCUAUCAACUUGCCAAGAGAAACAAUUCAAGGAUCAAUGUUAUUGAUGAGAUCAGCGAGUUCCUUCAGAGCAAGAGAUACUUCAUUGUUCUUGAUGACAUAUGGGAUAUCUCAGUUUGGAAAAUGAUAAGAUGUGCUCUGCCUGAUAAUAUUUGUGGAUACAGAGUUAUCACAACUACUCGUAUUUUGAAUGUCGCAGAACAAGUUGGUGGUGCUUAUAAGCUGAAACCUCUAUGCCUUCACAACUCUAGAAUACUAUUGUAUAGAAGAAUAUUUGGCAAUGAAGACAAAGUCAAAUGUCCUGAUGAGCAGCUGGCCGAUGUUUCUAAUAGAAUACUAAGGAAAUGUGCUGGUGUGCCCUUAGCUAUCAUCACAAUAGCUAGUUUGUUGUCUAGUAAAGGAGGAAACAAAAUAGAGUGGUUUAAGGUGUACAACUCUAUUGGCACUGCACUGGAAAAUAGUUUAGAUGUGAAGAAUAUGAGAAGGAUUUUGUUACUUAGCUAUUAUGAUCUGCCAUCCCAUCUAAGGACUUGCUUAUUAUAUCUAAGUGUGUUUCCAGAGGAUUAUGAAAUUAGCAAAGACCGUUUGAUAUGGAUGUGGAUUGCUGAAGGUUUUAUACAAUGUGAAAACCAAGGGGAGAGUUUGUUUGAUCUUGGAGAGAGUUACUUCAGUGAGCUCAUUAACAGAAGUAUAAUCCAACCCUCAUAUCAAGGGUACAGUGUAAUGAUAGAACAUUGCCGUGUACAUGAUAUGGUGCAUGAUCUUAUCUGUUCCUUGGCAAAUGAAGAAAACUUUGUCACAAUACUGAAUGACGUGUAUCAAUCAUCAGCAUCCACAAUGGUUCGGAGGUUAUCUCUACAAAAUAGCAAGAUUGACCAAGAUGUGCCGUGGACUACUAUAAGCAUUCAACAAGUGAGGUCUAUUGUUGCCUUUCAACCUGCUGUUAAUCUAAUGCCAACCAAUCAGUUUAGAGUUUUGCGUGUAUUAGAGCUUCAAAAUUGUCAGAUUUUACAACUUUGCAGUCUUAAGCAUAUUGCAAAUCUAUUUCACUUGAGGUACCUAGGAUUAAGAAAGACAUGCAUUGCCCAGCUACCUGAAGAAAUAGGAAACCUGCAAUUUCUACAAACACUGGAUGUCAGUGAAAAUGGACUUUCUAGCUUACCUUUGACUUUUGUUCGGUUAAGGCGUUUGAUGUGCUUACGCAUUGACAUUCGUACAAGAGCACCAAAAGGGAUUAGGAACCUAACAUCUCUUGAAGAGCUAUCAAUGUUAUGCAUUGAUGACUCCACAGACAUCGUAGAAGAGUUGGGUCAUCUAACGGAGCUGAGGAUACUAGAUAUUGUCUGCCGCACAGGACAUAAUAACAGCUUGCAGAAAUCUCUGCUGGAGUGCUUAUGCAAGCUGUGGAAGAUGAAUCCCUCGCUUCUACUGAACCUCUCCUUCCUAUCCAUCGCCGUGAGGAAGCUACUGCAAGAGGAUCUUGAAAUCCUUGGGAGGUUGUCAGCACUCCGCUUUCUAAAUCUGGUCGUGGACCACAGAAAUCUCGGAAUCCUUGGGAAAUUCUUCUUCGGUGCUGGUUCAUUUCCGUGCCUAAUAGAGUGUGAUCUGAAGGGGUUUAUAGGACUUGUGGUGUUUGAGCUAGGAGCUAUGCCAAGACUAGAAAGUGUUUGCUUCCCAAUUGAUGUGCAGGAGACAAUAGAAAUCGCUGACGGCAGUGGCUGUUUCAACUUGGGCCUUCAAAACCUGCCAUCACUGCAGCAUAUUACCAUUUAUUUCCAUCGUGGUGGCUCCAGCAAGGGGGAUGUGGAGCAAGCGCAGGCUGCGCUGAGGCAGGCAACUGAAAUCCAUUCCAAUCGCCCCACCCUCAAGAUAUGCUUAUGA
Messenger RNA from Miscanthus lutarioriparius, 2487 nucleotides. The record is from the annotation of a GenBank genome assembly. NCBI's taxonomy places the organism in Eukaryota, Viridiplantae, Streptophyta, Magnoliopsida, Poales, Poaceae.